This is a messenger RNA of Elaeis guineensis (African oil palm), 1054 nucleotides long. RefSeq names its product expansin-like A2. Lineage: Eukaryota; Viridiplantae; Streptophyta; Magnoliopsida; Arecales; Arecaceae. The record is from RefSeq and is a predicted model, not a curated record. Gene Ontology annotation, cellular component: extracellular region.
CCACCAGCACUCGGGCACCCUGUAUUCCACUAUCCCAAUUCCAUCAUCACCCCAGCCCUUUCCCCUCUAUUAAAACCAUACGUCUCCCUUCUCUUCCCCACAGACAACUCUCACACUUUCAUCUCAAUCCUCAAAUAUGGGUGGCGACUCUCUCUUCUUCUUCUCUAUCUUUAUCCUCCUAUCUUCUGCAACUGCUUGUGAUAGAUGCGUGCAUCAAUCCAAGGCUGCCUACUUCGCCUCCUCUUCAGCUCUCUCUGCUGGGGCCUGUGGGUAUGGACCUAUGGCACUGGACUUCAAUGGAGGCUAUCUUGCUGCCGCCAGCUCUGCUCUCUAUAGAGGAGGGGUUGGCUGUGGAGGUUGUUUUCAGAUAAGGUGCAAGAACUCCAAGGUCUGUAGCAGUAGAGGAGUUAAAGUAAUGGUGACGGACCUCAACGCGAGCAACCGCACGGAUUUCGUGCUCUCCACCACGGCGUUUAUGGCCAUGGCGAAAGAGGGGAUGGGCCAGGAAUUGAAGCAACUGGGAAUAGCGGAUGUGGAAUACAAGAGGAUCCCGUGCGAGUACAAGAACAAGAACUUAGCCAUCAGAGUGGAAGAGAAUAGCCGAAAGCCAAACUAUCUGGCCAUCAAAUUUUUGUACCAGGGUGGUCAGACGGACAUCGUGGCCGUCGAUGUGGCUCAGGUUGGGUCGACAAAUUGGAGAUAUAUGACCCGAGAUUAUGGGGCGGUUUGGAGCACGAACCGGGCGCCGGUCGGACCGCUGCAGUUUCGGAUGGUGGUGACGGGCGGCUACGAUGGGAAGUGGGUGUGGGCGCAGAAGGCGGUCCUGCCGGUCGAGUGGAAAACCGGGUUGGUCUACGACUCGGGGGUUCAGAUCACUGACAUCGCACAGGAGGGCUGUUCUCCGUGUGACACACGAGAGUGGAAGUGAGGCUCAUGUUUUUUUGUUCAAAGAGUAUAUAAGAAGGGUGGAGAUAAUUAUUUUUUUGGAUUGUGUAAUAUGUUACUCUUUUUGUAUAUAUUGCUAAUUUAAUGGUGAUGUAACGAUUUAAAAUAA